AUGGGGAUGGGACACUCAGAUCCAGAGAACUUGGAAGCCUUGUGUUUUCAAGUUCAUCCCACACUAACUUCUCCUUUUACUCUCUCUCUGCCUCCUGAUGCAGGUCUUGGCCACUCUGCUGAACUGGCAUUUGCCGUGGAGCCGAGCGAUGACGUUGCAGUCCCUGGGCAGCCCGUGUUGCUGGGCUGCAAGGUGGAGGGGACCCCUCCAGUGCGAAUCACCUGGAGGAAGAAUGGGGUGGAGCUGGCGGACAGUACCCACUCCACUGUGCUGGCUAAUGGGUCCUUGAUGAUCCGCCACUUCCUGCUGGAUGGAGGAGGCGGCCCUUCAGAUGAGGGGGACUAUGAGUGCGUGGCCCAGAACCGCUUUGGGCUGGUGGUCAGUCGGAAGGCUCGAAUCCAGGCUGCAACCAUGUCAGACUUCCACGUGCAUCCUCAGGCCACCGUGGGCGAGGAGGGCGGUGUGGCCCGCUUCCAGUGCCAAAUCCACGGGCUCCCCAAACCCCUCAUCACCUGGGAGAAGAACAGGGUCCCCAUUGACACGGACAAUGAGAGGUACACGCUGCUGCCCAAGGGAGUCCUGCAGAUCACAGGCCUUCGAGCUGAGGACAGUGGCGUCUUCCACUGUGUGGCCUCCAACAUCGCCAGUGUCCGGGUCAGCCACGGGGCCAGGCUCACUGUGACAGGCUCGGGCUCUGGAGCCUACAAGGAGCCCACGAUCCUCGUGGGGCCUGAGAACCUCACCCUGACUGUGCAUCAGACCGCUGUGCUCGAGUGUGUCGCCACGGGCAACCCGCGCCCCAUUGUGUCCUGGAGCCGCCUGGGUGAGCCCCGUCCUGCAGCCCCCGCCUCUCCCAACCCUGGGAGG
Molecule: messenger RNA, 867 nt
Organism: Odocoileus virginianus texanus
Lineage: Eukaryota; Metazoa; Chordata; Mammalia; Artiodactyla; Cervidae
Source: RefSeq, a predicted model, not a curated record